Aspergillus ochraceoroseus IBT 24754 is the source of this 336-nucleotide messenger RNA. RefSeq lists its product as uncharacterized. The transcript is spliced from 2 exons. The record is from RefSeq and is a predicted model, not a curated record. The coding region runs from base 1 to 336 and encodes 111 amino acids. Lineage: Eukaryota; Fungi; Ascomycota; Eurotiomycetes; Eurotiales; Aspergillaceae.
AUGGGCAUUCCCAAUGCUUCUUGCGUUCUGAUCCCAUCCCCACCUAAUUCUUGUUCUGACCCUGACUCUUUCUUCUGCAUGACAGCUUCUACAGCUCUCGCGGCCAGCAGCCAGCAAUUGGCGCCCUUUCAGAAUUAUGCACCCGCGAUACAUGACGCCGAUUCCCUAUCCUUGAAUUUCGACCUCUCCAGCGAUCCUGAUGGCAAGAUUGGGAGCGUUGCUGAAACCUUCCCUCUGAUAACCAUCCCCAUCCUCCCCAUCCCCAUGCGCCUCUGGCUAGUUCACCAGGCGAUGGGGCAAUUUCUUCUUCCUCUUUUUACUACAUCUCGCCUUUAA